Molecule: messenger RNA, 5531 nt
Organism: Podarcis muralis (Common wall lizard)
Lineage: Eukaryota; Metazoa; Chordata; Lepidosauria; Squamata; Lacertidae
Gene: HCN4
Product: hyperpolarization activated cyclic nucleotide gated potassium channel 4
Biological process (GO): potassium ion transmembrane transport; sodium ion transmembrane transport; regulation of membrane depolarization
Cellular component (GO): HCN channel complex; dendrite; axon
Molecular function (GO): voltage-gated potassium channel activity
Source: RefSeq, a predicted model, not a curated record
UACGCUCCCUCGUCCUUCCGCCCGCGAUCCCCCGCUCCAGGCAGCAGCCGAGGCGCCCCAGCCCGCGCCCGAGACGCGCACGCCCACCCGGCGUCCGAGGCGUUGCCCUUUUAAGAAGCCCGGCUGCCAGCUCAGGUAGGCAGGGCCCAUUGGCAGCGGUGGCUCCUAUGGCAACCCAAUCGGAUCAGCUGGCUUCAUGAAUAUUCCCAGGACCAGGAGCUGCUGCAUGAGGAAUCAGGGAUGGCAGCAGCAGCAGCAGCAGCAGUGAUGUAAGCGGCGCCCGGGCGCUGGAUGCUGCUGCAGGUUGCUCGCGCGCUCCUUGUUUAUCGCGGGCCGCCGUCGAGGCCGCGGAGGGGCGAGGGGCCCUUGUGGCGCGGGGGCUGCCGGCGGUGGGGAUCGCCCUCCUCGGCUCCUCAGCAGGUGUUGCUCCGUCCCUCCUCCCCGUCCGCCUCCUGAUCACCCUCCUUCUCAUUAUUAUGUCUGCUUCGCCGGAGACGCGGCUGCCCGGGCGCCUAUGGAAGCUGCCGCCGCCGCCGAGAUGCAGCCGUGGCGAGCGCUGAGGAGCCGCCGGCUGGGUGUCCCGCUGCCCCGGGGGGCUGUGCAGCAGCAGCAGGCGGCGGACGGAAGGGUCACCGCGGCGGCGGCUCAGUGGGACGCCAGCUAGCCAGGGGCUCUCCGCCUGGCGCACCCCGCUGCCCUUUCGGAAGCGCUGCAUCCUCGACCCGGCGCAACCCGGGAGGACAGGAGAAGGAUGGGUGGUCCUCGGUGUGGCGCUCUGGCUGCGGAGCUGAGCGAGACCCCGUUUUAGAAGCUCCUUGAGGAGGGCGCGGGUUGGGCAGGCGCGGAAGAGAGCCGAGGGGGUCCCCACCACCAGCCGCCGGCCUGCAAGCAGGUCUCCCCCGCCCUCCCCCACCUCUCCCCGAGCGCGCGGCCAUGGACAGGCUGCCGCCGUCGAUGCGCAAGCGAUUAUACAGCCUCCCGCAGCAGAUCGGCCCCAAAGCGUCGAUCAUGGACGAGGAGGACGAAGAAGCCGGUGGAGGAGGAAGAGGAGGAAGCGGCUGCAGCGGCGGCGGUGCCGACAAGGACGCCCGUCGCAAAAGCAUCAAGCUAAGGCCCUUGGCGUCGGCGCCGCCAGGGGGAGCCCGGGGGCAAGGGGCAGGAGAGCCCUCGAGGCCCGGCGUCGGGGAUGCGGGCGGCGGACUCGUGGAAAGCGGAGAGGCAGCGACGGCGGCGGCUUCGUCGGCUGCCUCGGGGGCGCCGGGCUGCCGGGGCAGCGGCAAGAGCAGCACCAACGGGGACUGCCGGCGUUUCAAGGGGAGCCUCUCGUCUCUGGCCAGCCGCCACCCGCACGACUCGGGCGAGGAGCGCCGCCUGAUCAGCAGCGAAGGGGACGCGGCGUCCCCCGGCGACGAGCGCAGCCCCCCGGACCUGUCGGACACCGAGCCAGGACCCCCGGCUUCCUCGACCCCGGCGGCAGCCUCGUCCUGCUCGUCCCCGCCGGACCCUCCGCCUCCUCCCUCUUCGUCCGCCUUCGUGAAAGUGGAAGGGGGCGGGGGUCCCGACGGAGCGGGAGGGGGCGCCGACCAGAUCACCCCGGACGACGAGCAGCGGCUGGGCCAGGCCGGCUUCAUGCAGAGGCAGUUCGGGGCGAUGCUGCAGCCGGGGGUCAACAAAUUCUCCUUGAGGAUGUUUGGCAGCCAAAAGGCCGUGGAGAGGGAGCAGGAAAGGGUUAAGUCCGCCGGCUUCUGGAUCAUCCACCCGUACAGCGAUUUCAGGUUUUACUGGGACUUGACAAUGCUGCUCCUGAUGGUUGGCAACUUGAUCAUCAUUCCGGUGGGCAUCACCUUCUUCAAGGACGAGAACACCACCCCAUGGAUUGUUUUCAACGUGGUCUCGGACACCUUCUUCCUCAUUGACCUGGUCCUCAAUUUCCGCACGGGGAUUGUGGUGGAAGACAACACGGAGAUCAUCCUUGACCCGCAGAGGAUUAAGAUGAAGUACCUCAAGAGCUGGUUCGUGGUGGAUUUUAUCUCCUCCAUCCCAGUGGACUACAUUUUCCUGAUCGUGGAGACGCGCAUCGAUUCGGAGGUUUACAAGACGGCCCGAGCCCUGCGGAUCGUGCGCUUCACCAAAAUCCUUAGCCUCUUGCGGCUUCUGAGGCUUUCCAGGCUCAUACGCUACAUCCAUCAGUGGGAGGAGAUCUUCCACAUGACCUAUGACCUGGCAAGCGCCGUGGUGCGGAUCGUGAACUUGAUCGGCAUGAUGCUGCUGCUGUGUCACUGGGACGGCUGCCUCCAGUUUCUGGUGCCAAUGCUCCAGGACUUCCCUGACGACUGUUGGGUUUCACUGAAUCGCAUGGUGAAUGACUCCUGGGGGAAGCAAUAUUCCUAUGCGCUGUUCAAGGCUAUGAGCCACAUGCUGUGUAUCGGCUAUGGGCAGCAAGCCCCAGUGGGCAUGUCCGACGUAUGGCUCACUAUGCUGAGCAUGAUUGUCGGGGCCACCUGCUAUGCCAUGUUCAUCGGCCACGCCACAGCCCUCAUCCAGUCUUUGGACUCCUCGCGUCGGCAGUAUCAGGAGAAGUACAAGCAAGUGGAGCAGUACAUGUCCUUCCACAAGCUCCCAGCUGAGAUGCGCCAGAGGAUCCACGACUACUACGAACACCGCUACCAGGGCAAAAUGUUUGACGAGGAGAGCAUCCUGGGAGAGCUGAGUGAGCCAUUGAGGGAGGAGAUCAUCAACUUCAACUGCCGGAAACUUGUGGCCUCCAUGCCUCUGUUUGCCAACGCAGACCCCAAUUUUGUAACAUCCAUGCUGACCAAACUGCGUUUUGAGGUGUUCCAGCCGGGCGACUACAUCAUCCGGGAGGGAACAAUCGGAAAGAAGAUGUAUUUUAUCCAGCACGGGGUGGUGAGUGUGCUCACCAAAGGCAACAAGGAGACCAAGCUGGCUGAUGGUUCCUACUUUGGAGAAAUUUGCCUGCUGACUCGUGGCCGGCGGACGGCGAGUGUGAGAGCCGACACUUACUGCCGCCUCUACUCCCUCUCGGUGGACAACUUUAAUGAGGUGCUUGAGGAGUAUCCCAUGAUGAGGAGGGCUUUUGAAACGGUGGCCCUGGACAGACUGGACAGAAUUGGAAAGAAGAACUCCAUCCUGCUCCACAAAGUCCAGCAUGAUCUCAACUCGGGUGUCUUCAACUACCAGGAGAACGAGAUCAUCCAGCAAAUCGUGCAGCACGACCGAGAGAUGGCCCACUGUGCACAUAACGUCCAGGCCGCCGCCGCCGCAUCGACCCCCACGCCGGUUAUCUGGACGCCACUGAUCCAGGCCCCUUUGCAAGCUGCAGCGGCCACCACAUCCGUAGCAAUAGCUCUCACCCACCACCCUCGCCUCCCGACGGCCAUUUUCCGCCCGCCCGUCUCUGUUCUGGGUUCCUUGGGGCAGGCCCCGAACCAGACUCCAAGGCAGCUGAGGAGACUUCACUCCUUGGUGUCUUCGGCCGGGCCUUCCAUCGUGGGCUCCCCUUCAAGCACGCAAUCCCAGCAGCACACCCCGGGGGCAGACACCCUCUCGUCGUCGUCCUUCCAGAUCCAGCAGCUGGCUGGCUUCACGGCCUCGGCCGGCUUGGGCCAGUUCCACCGGGCUUCGGCCGGCUCCCCGUCGGCUGCCUCGACUCAGCAGCAGCCCUUGGGGAGCCCGUCCUCGGCAGGCCUGGGCCUGUUGCACCAGGGGCCUUCGGAUUCCCCAGAAGGGGUGGCUCAGCAGCAGGCUCCCGACAGCAAUCUCCUGAGUGGCUUUGGCCCCUUCCAGAAGGCCCCUGCUAGUUCGCCAUCCACCGCCUUCCCCCAGCUAUCCUCCAAUUCCCCCGGCAGCCCCCUUGGCCGCACCCAAGCCGCUUGCAGCAACAAGCCCGCCCAGCCAGGCCAGGCCCAGCAGCUCUCAGGAACUGGAGCCCUGGGAGGGACGAACCACUUUCCGUUGCCUCCCUCCUCAAGCCCACCGCCCUCCAGCUUAAGCCAGCUGGCACAGGCCUCCGGAGGCUCCCCGUCGGCCUCGUGCCAAACCCAGCCAAGUGCAUUAGGACCUUCCGCUUCUCCUGCUGCGACCGUAGCUCAGUUGCACCACGAAAGGUCACCCUUUGCCUCUAUGUCUCCUUUGAAACAGCCCGCCGGUGCCCCUCCUCCGCUGUUCCCACCCUCAGGCCUUAGCCCUCCUAGUCAAUGUGCUGCAGCCAGGACUUUGCAGUGUGCCCCUUCUGGGGCAAGGGGCUCCCAUGGAUCUCUGCUGAUGCCUCAGACCUCCAGUCCACCUCUACAGGUCCUUCAGCCCAGGAGUACGCCACCGCCGCCGCUUCCACCGGGACGGUUAAGCCAGGACCUCAAGUUCAUCUCUGCUUCCCAUCCAACUCUGCCCCACGAAACGGCUCAGACUUUAAGCCGAGGCUCUUCUCCCCACUCCUCUAGGGAAUCUGUUUCUAGUUUCUCAUCUUUCUCUGGAGGAGGGGGAGCAGGAGGAGGAGGAGGGACCAGGCCUCUAGGGAAGCCAUACAGCUCUGUACCAGGGCGAGUGACUCUACCACGCCAGAUGUCCUCAGGUUCACUGCCUCCGCCACCUGCAUUUGAGGCCAGUUGCGCCAUCCCCCCACCUCUGACUGCUGUCGUGACUGCUGUCGAAGGGAGGAAAGGGUCUAUAGGGCUCACUGGGGAACGAGAGCCCAUCCGAUCAAAACUGCCCUCCAAUUUAUGAGAUGCUCUCCUUCUCUCCCCCUCACCUACAUUUUCUGGCCGCCAUCCCUCUUGGCCACAGUUUGGAGGAGCCGGUUUUAUUUCAUUUGUGCUUUUUAGAUCCCAAUAGACUUUUACAUGACUCUCAUUUUCUUCCUUUGUUUUCUUCAAGCUAACUAUGAUUAGAGGUUUUAAAAAAAAUAAUAAGGAGAACAACAGCAGCAAAAAAGAUAACCAGGUAUUCUUAGAGCUAUAGAUUUUGAGUCACUUUCUUUUAUAGAGUAUUUUACUACACGGAGCAAAAGAUUGGGGGGUGGGGGAAGGAAUGUAAUCAAUAUGUGAUGAUAAUAAGAACAACUCAGAGAGUAGAUGUGCAGCUGAUGUAAAGGAUAAAGAUAAGAAAAUUGGCUCCCUUUGGAGAAACAGAUCUCUCAUUGAUGUAAAUCAGUGCCAGGAAUCUAGGGGUCACCUCUUGAGUUGAUAAGAUCUGGAAUCCCGUGUCCACAUGCCAAAUUUCCAAUUAGAUCUGAAGAGGUUACACAUGGGAUCUCAGAAAGAUAUACAAGUAAGAAGAAAUGAGAAUUCACUCCCCUUGAGGGGGAAUGAAAUACGUUGAACCAAACUUUCACAAAUUGCCAGAAUUGAAAUGGUUCAUACCUCUAGACCCUCUUUCCACUAAAUUUGUGGAGGGGUUUCUUAAACCUAUUCCACCCCUGUGCCCUGUUGUUUUUCUGCUGAAAACACACACACUCACUCAGUCUCUCUCUCUCUCUCUCUCUCUCUCUCUCUCUCUCUCACACACACACACAC